CGUACUUUUCUGCAAAGGAAACCUAAUGCUCGGGCAAUGGCGAUUGACAUCGAAACAUAUGAAAACGAUCACAGCAAAAUUCUCGAAAUUGGCUUCGUCAUCACUUCCCUAGCCAGUCCUGAGGGGAACGAGCAAGCUCAUCAUUUUAUCAUCAAAGAAAACCUCCAUAUGGUGAACAGGGAUUAUGUUUCCGACAACCGAGACAACUUCAGAUUUGGCACCUCACAGCGCAUGUCCCUUGCAGAUGCCGCUGGAAAGUUCUCGCAGUAUAUCGGGGAUGUAGAUGUGCUGGUGACUCACUCGGGCGGACAUGAUGAAGAUUACCUUGCCAGAAACGGCAUGUCUUUGAAAGGGAAACCAAUGUUCGACACUCAGCUGCUUGGCCUAGCACUGCUGACCGACGAGAAAACCUUGAACGUGUUUGGUCUGAAGCGCCUGAUGGGUGACCUGGGUAUUUCGUAUGAAGAGAAUAUUCUCCAUAACGCUGGAAACGACGCCUACUACACCAUGAAAUUGUUCCUGGCAUUGACAAAGAAAGUGUAAUGAGAAUUCUAGAAGCGAAGUGAGUUUCAGACCGUUGGCAGUUUUAAAUUGAUCAGGAUAAAACGGCAACGAAUAAAAUAUAGCAUAAUUGAAACAUUUAACCUUAAGCUACGCUAGAUAAGAAAAUUAUCUUCACUAAUUUUUUUCUUCAAUAUGAUUUCAAUGGCAAUUUUAAUUGAUCAAGAAAAAAGAGCAAAUAAUAAAAUGAAUUUUCAAUUUAUAUAUGUUGCACGAUAAUACAGCAUAACUGAAACAUUUGACCUUAAGCUAUGAUAGAUUAGAAAAUUAUCUUCACUAAUUUUUUUCUUCAAUAUGAGUUCAAUGGAAGUUGUGGAAUAGUCUGAUUGGUCUUUAUUAUCUGACCAACAAAAGUGAUUACAGUCAACUCUCCCCUAAAAUGCGACCACCAUUGAAACAGGAAAAAGAAGUUGCCUAAGGGAGGUGGCCUUUUAGAAGAAAAUUAUAUGCAAGAUCCAUCAAUUACUAUUAUUUCUUUUGAGAAAUCGUUUUCUUUAUAAACUGUAACUCUUCAAUUUAUUAUUAACAAUUACGAUGGGCACCUUUGCACUUUGAAAUAUGUUCCGUGACAAAUCAUUUCUAGCCCUAAAAAUGGUCACAGUUGGAGUUCAAGCAGUAGUUGCUUUGGAGAGUUCUAGGAAAGAGUAUUUGAUCAAGAAAGAGUCAUCUAUUGCAGUGGUCAUUAAGAGAGAGUUGACUGUAGAACAAGAAUCAAAAGGAAUCUUACUCAUCAUUAGUCAAUGGUAAGAUUUAUCAGAAACAUGGUUAUUAUUUGUUAAUACUGGUUAUAAUGAAUAAAUGAGAUUAAUAAGAAUUACUACCAUGAAAUUUGAGCGAGACCUAGAUAUUUUGUAUCUCUCCAUUUAAGGUCAGAAAAGGAGCAGCUGAACUUUAAUUCUGCAUUAAAGACGCUUAUGAUUAAAAGGACACUUGAAAUGCUUGAUUCGUAUCAUGUGUAACUUAAUUCAUCGUAAUGUAGCUGACAAUGACUCUUCAUCUGACAUCAAUUGAUUAGCUGAUUAUAUCUUGUUUACCAACUUACUUCAAGGACGUGUUGGGAAGGAAAUUGAUUGCAUGGUUAUAAUUAAUAAAAGUAAGCAUUUUAUUGAA
Messenger RNA from Pocillopora damicornis (cauliflower coral), 1671 nucleotides. RefSeq lists its product as uncharacterized. Gene Ontology annotation, cellular component: nucleus. The record is from RefSeq and is a predicted model, not a curated record. Gene Ontology annotation, molecular function: nucleic acid binding. Lineage: Eukaryota; Metazoa; Cnidaria; Anthozoa; Scleractinia; Pocilloporidae.